Molecule: messenger RNA, 2942 nt
Organism: Homarus americanus (American lobster)
Lineage: Eukaryota; Metazoa; Arthropoda; Malacostraca; Decapoda; Nephropidae
Product: zinc finger protein 583-like
Exons: 6
Coding region: 154-1404 (416 amino acids)
Molecular function (GO): protein binding
Source: RefSeq, a predicted model, not a curated record
GAGGGUUCCCCGCUCGACUAAAGCAAAGCGCGAAACCACCAGCCAGUGUGUAGUCGCCCCUUAACUCACACUGGCGUGGUGACUGGAGAGCUAUAAUAUUAUAAACUGGAUUACUCUUGUUAGUGAGGAUACUUAUAAGGACACAAUACAAGGAUGGGAGAGUCCGUACAAGACACUCAACUACACUUAAGAUGGCACUCUCACGCCACCACCUUCACCGGCAUGCUCUCAGACCUCCAUCAUGGUCGUGCCUACACUGAUGUCUCACUAGUGUGUGAUGGAGGUAUUGUUAGGGCACACCGAGCUGUUCUGUCCCUCUGCUCACCAUAUCUAGCCAUUGUUUUAGGAGCUUGUCCAGACACUGAUGCCCCGCUGCUGCUGCCAGAGGUCCCAGUGCAAGAUGUUCUCUACCUGGUCUCAUUUAUAUAUCGUGGCCAGGUAGACGUCCACCAGCAGCACAUAGCAUCGUUCCUUAGGACUGCCAAACACCUACAUGUUUUGGGUCUUGAGGAAGGAGACAGACUGGUAGAUUCUCCAAGCAAGUCUGAUACAAGUUCCAGCACUUCUGGUAGUGAAGCUGGUGAUGAACCUUCCACACCACAGUUUGUUAAUGGUAAUAACAAUAAUGAAAAUGAAGAAGAAGAAGCUGAUGAAGAAGAUGAAGAGGAUGAAGAAGAUGAAGACGUGGUGAGCGAGAGACUUGAGGUCAUCAAACAUGAAGUGAGUGUGAAGGAGGAACCAGCCGAAACUAAUGAAGCUAUCGCUGACGUCACAAGUGAUGGAAGAAUUGACUUGAACUAUUACCUUCAACAAGCGAUUCAAAGUGCCUCUAUGCCUUGUCCUUUGUGUAAGAAGGAGUUCAAAAGUCAGUCCGGCCUCAGAGACCACAUCCGAUUACAUACUGGUGAAAGACCAUUUGAGUGUGAAUUCUGUCAGAUGAACUUUGCUAGAGCCUCACAUCUUAAGCGUCAUCGCCGCAUGCACACGGGAGAGAAGCCCUUUAUGUGUAGCAUCUGUGGUAAAGACUUUUCCCGGGGAGACAAGCUUAAGGACCAUUUACGGAGACAUGACGCUGAGGACAAAUUAAGUAAAAUUAGAAAACAAAUAUACAAUCCAGAUGAUGGCACUCAAGAAUCUGAUUCUGAAGCAAAUCAACCAGCUGGCACAGUUCCCACUUCGCAAGUACUGACACAGAAAUCUAAUAAUACGACCCCUGAACCUACUCUUAUGCCACCUGCCAAACGGCCAAGAGGUCGACCCCCAAAGAACCCCCAGGCACACGCUCAAUAUCAACAAGCAAUGGCUCAGGUUCCCUCAAUGCUCGUGCCACAAAGUGAAACUUAUAUGCCUCAUAUGCUUGGUGUUACUAGCAUUGGUGAGUGUAUUCUGAGACCAAUUAAUUAAAAAAACAAAGACAUUAAUACAGUAUAGGAAUAGUCACAAUGAUGGAGUUCAGAUCAGAUUCUGGUGUUUAGAGUUUUGUAGUUACUGUAUAGAACCUUAUAUGUUAUUCAGUAGAUAAGCUAUUUUAAGGUUUUGUUUUAGAAAUUUCAAAAUUCACCUUAAUGAUGUUAGUAUGUAAGUCUUGUUUGUGUGGUAGGCUCAUCAUCUGUUCUUCAUUUGCCUGUUACAAAAGGUUAGGUUGGACUGUAAAUUUACACUGAGGUUAUAAAGUUAAAAAACUACUCCAUAGUGCCAAGUGUUUCCCUUAAUUGCAUGCAAUGAAGGUGCAUAUAUAAAUUUCUUUUAAUACAGUACUUGCUCAUAUGGCUUGUUGACUGAUAUGUUCAUCAGAAGUAAUUGUCAUGUGGCAAUUAUAUCAAGUGUAAUAAUUUAUUGAACCGAAUAUACAAUUUUGAUUUCGGAUGAGUGCCUUAUCUAUUUGAUUAUUUAUUUAUUUUUAUAUUCUAUCAAGGGUAGGAACUUCAUAAUGAACAUGUGGGACCUUGAUGGGGCUCUUGAGAAUGUUCGUAUGAUAAAGUACAUUUAAAUAGUAAAAAUUCCUUUGCUGAAAAGUCGAGUUUGAUUCUGUUUUUAUUAGUUUCAGAACAUUGACAGUAAUGUAUAGAAACAAUCUUUUAUCUCAUGAUUGGUCAGUAAUGUGCCAGCUAACUUACGCAGUCCAUGUUUAUUUUUUUCCUUUGGGAAAUAAUUAAAAUAACGAGGCUGCUGUGGGUUUGGCAAAGGCCUAUACGUACACUGUAGAAUUAUUGAAAUGAUGGUUUUCUUAUCAGGAAUAUACUUGUAUGCUUGAAAAUGUACGGCAUGCAAAACUGUUUAUAGAGUAGAUUACAACUUUUGUGUGUAUUACCGACCCAAACUCCCAAGAACCUCGGUUUUGCAAUCUUUGUUCAACAGAGAAGAUAAAGAUGAUUGCUGUCCAUGUAUUAAUCAUGUCAAAUUGGUGUCUUCCUUAGAAGCAAGGUUAUUCUCCACACACAUUAAUUUUGUUGUUUUGUGUCGUUGAUAUCUCAAUAUCAUUUGAAAUAUUGCUAAAAGGUCUACAUAUUUAUUAUAUCAUGAAAAUUUAGUAAUUCCCUCCAGCUGGCAGUGUAGCUCUGAUCCUUGUGCAUUACGGUAAUUCAGCUACUGAUAUGGGAAACAGUUUGGGCUAAGAAGUAAAAGUGGAGGAUAGUUGAAAGAACAGAUUACUGUACAGUAUAAGAUUUAGUUAAAUGCUUAAAAUUACGUCAGAAGCUAUAUCUUGUUACAACAGUGAAUACUGUACAGUAUUAUUUUACAGUACUGAUGGGGAGAUGGAUCACUUUAAAAUGGAAUGUUUUGUUCUUAAUGACCCUGUGCUUCUAACUUGCGAAUACUGUAGUAUCAAUAUUAAAGUUAUACCCUGUAUACAGUACUGUAUAUACUGUAUAUAUAUAUAUAUACAGUAUAUAUAUAUAAUAUAUAUAUAUAUAUAUAUAUAUAUAUAUAUAUAUAUAUAU